UGUGCUCUGCGGGCCGCCGGCAGCUGUUUGGCUGGAGCGAGCAUGAAGCGGCGGAGCGAGCGGGGAGGAGAGGCGCCGGCGGGCGCCCAGGACAAGGGCAUCGCCGCCGCCACCGAGGCGGCGCUGCAGCCAGCUGCCGGGGGACUUCUGGACUGUCUUCAAAAAUUUAAGAUCAAGAGCCUUCUCCUAGAUUUAUUUAUUUUGUACAUUUCUGUCCCUUUCGUCAUUCGCCUCUUCCCUUCGCUUUUACGAAAAUUUGUCUAUCUCAAUUUUUUAUCUUUCCCCUUCGGAGUAGACUUUCAGAAGCCCGAAGUGUACAUACACAAUUACACAACCAACUUCUAUCUCACUUCCGAACCUGGGAUCACGUUCGGCGUUUGGCAUGCCCUGCCUCACAACAGGAGGGAGGAGGCCGAAGGGAAGGACCGCAGCUGGUAUGAAGAGGCCCUGGCGGAUGAUAACCCCGUCAUUAUCUAUCUCCAUGGCAAUGGGGGUAACAGGGCAACGAGCCACAGAGUGCAGUUCACAAAGGCGAUGAGCGAUGCUGGCUUUCACAUCCUGGCCGUUGACUACAGAGGCUAUGCAGAUUCCACCGGUCAGCCUAGUGAGACAGGCUUUACUACAGAUGUCCUGCAUAUCUAUCACUGGGUGAAAGCUCGGAGCAAAAACAGCACCGUGAUUUUCUGGGGGCACUCCCUUGGCACUGGAAUUUCUACGAACGUUGCUCGGGAGCUGAAAGAAAAAGAAGGAACCAUAGUGGAUGCUAUAGUACUAGAGGCACCUUACACCAACAUCCGAGAUGCGGCAGCCACAAUCCCCGUUACAAAAAUCUACCGCAAGUUUCCCGGCUUUGAAUAUUUGAUCUUGGACACAAUGGCGCAUGCUGGCAUGUACUUCUAUAAUGACAGAAACGUCCAAGUGCUAUCCAGCCCUAUCUUAAUCUUGCAUUCAGAAGACGAUGGCAUGAUACCCGUCAGCCAUGGAAGAAAGCUGUUCGAGAUUGCACGCAACGCCUCCCAGAAGAAAGAAAACAUCAAGUUUAUUUCCUUCCCUGCUAGCAAGGGCUUCGGACACGACUACAUUUCUUUCAACCCUGAGCUCCCUGCCAUAGUGAAAGAUUUUCUCAAGAGCGUCAAGUGACUGCAGCAGCCCAGCAUCCAGCCACUUUGGUCAAGGCCAGCCCAGAGGAGAGUUCCUCGUUCUGACAUGUUUGCGAGCCGUAAUAAAACAAAAAAAACAACGGAAA
Molecule: messenger RNA, 1246 nt
Organism: Eublepharis macularius
Lineage: Eukaryota; Metazoa; Chordata; Lepidosauria; Squamata; Eublepharidae
Gene: ABHD12B
Product: abhydrolase domain containing 12B
Exons: 13
Coding region: 43-1140 (365 amino acids)
Biological process (GO): monoacylglycerol catabolic process; phosphatidylserine catabolic process
Cellular component (GO): endoplasmic reticulum membrane
Molecular function (GO): phosphatidylcholine lysophospholipase A1 activity; monoacylglycerol lipase activity
Source: RefSeq, a predicted model, not a curated record